Molecule: messenger RNA, 1020 nt
Organism: Cannabis sativa
Lineage: Eukaryota; Viridiplantae; Streptophyta; Magnoliopsida; Rosales; Cannabaceae
Exons: 1
Coding region: 1-1020 (339 amino acids)
Molecular function (GO): RNA-DNA hybrid ribonuclease activity; nucleic acid binding
Source: RefSeq, a predicted model, not a curated record
AUGGGUUAUCACCUUGCAAAUGAACUUGAUGACUCCGAGCUUUCUACUCCUUCUACUUCUCAGCACUCAUGGUGGAAAUACUUUUGGAAUCUGAAAUUACCCUCCAAAGUUAAAAUUUUUAUGUGGAAAGCUUUUCAUCGAGCCAUUCCUACUGCUGCUUCAUUAUGUAACAGAAAGAUAAUUGAUUCUGCAGCAUGUAGUCUUUUCUCUAAUGCCUGGGAGUUUGUAGAACAUGCACUGUUUCCCUGUAAACAUGCAAAGAAAGUUUGGCAUUCUGCUGGUUUCCCUCUUGAUUAUGAUGUGCUUUCACGAAUGAAGUUCAGUGAUUGUCUGGUUUUGCUAUCCAUCGUUAAAACCACUUCUGAAAUGGAACAAAUGUUAUGCACGAUGUGGUUUUUAUGGACUGACAGGAACACUUACAUACAUGGCAAACCAGUCCUUUCUUCAUCACAAAUAUGGGCAAAAUCUGCUGCAUAUUACUGCAAUUUUCAGCAGCAUUCUACUAUUCAGAACUCACCCACGGUCUCUACAGCUGCGGCUACUCAAUCUAAAUGGAUUCUCCCACCUCUGAAUGAAUUAAAAAUGAAUGUUGAUGCAGCUUGUGAUGUUUCCUGUAACAAAAUUGGUGUUGGUAUUAUUGUUCGAAACUCUUCUGGUCAAGUUGUUGCGGCUUAUUCAAAGUCUCUCACAGGUAGAUACAAGUCACAAGAAAUGGAAGCUAAAGCUUUACUCACGGGAUUAGAUUUGGCUGCUCACCACAAUUUGUUGGUUAAUCAUUUGGAAUCGGAUUCUCUGGUUUUAGUUAAUUCCAUUAACUGUCAACAUACUGCUAUUUCUUCCUUUGGUGAUUUAGUUUUGGAUAUUAAAAAUCGUUUAUCCUACCUCUCCUCUGUUUGUGUAUCUUAUGUUAAGAGAGAUGCUAACCAAGCUGCUCAUGGCUUGGCUAAACAAGCUUUGGUGUUGGAUAAUGAUUUAUGUGGUUUGAGGAAAUUCCCUCUACCAUUUUCUCUGUUGUUGUAA